AUGACAUUGCCUAAAGACACUCCCCUAGUCGACAAGGCCGCCAUGCCUACGACCCCCGAUGAAGUACUCCCAACGGAAGAAAAGGAAGAAUGCGCUACCAUCUCUCCUCAAGACAAGCAUACCCUCUGUAUUUCUGAUGUCGUCAAAAGCACCAAGCGUCUGAACAUCCAUGACGAGAAAGAUGCGGCCACACCUGCCAACAUCGACAUUCCCGAAUGCCGACAUGACGACAAAGCUUUGAUGUCAGACAGCAAACCGGUUGGUAUACAGCAAAGUGAGACUGCUAGCUCUUUUUACAUUGCACCUGCAGAAGAAGUUCUUCCACAACCACACCUGUCUACCACCUCAUCCACCAAGUCAUCGACCAAGAUAGAGGUAGCCAACGAGUCAAACACCACGGCUCUAACAAGCACUGAACCCGUUCCCACAAUCUAUCCUCCGCGCCGACCCAACAUUUUCAACAAACGCGCUCCUCGGCGCAACGUUCGUUGGCGCCCAGAGGUGCUUGCGUCUUUGGCACCCCACGCAACUGAGGACGUUGCGAAGGACGGGGACGGGCUUACGCUAGAAGAACUUCAAGAGUUCCAGUCGGAGAACAGGGAGGUAAUGGAGAAAAAGACGGCGAAAUUUCUUGGCAUGGUGAGCCAGUAUUCCUGGCGGCCCCGUGUCGUGGAGGAUUUGGGCGAGGCUUUUGCGCUUGACGAUUAG
Molecule: messenger RNA, 708 nt
Organism: Neurospora tetrasperma FGSC 2508
Lineage: Eukaryota; Fungi; Ascomycota; Sordariomycetes; Sordariales; Sordariaceae
Exons: 3
Coding region: 1-708 (235 amino acids)
Source: RefSeq, a predicted model, not a curated record